AUGAGUGUCGAGAGCGCGGCAGGAACAAAGUUUCGGGAGUAUUCGCACCUGAUAAAAGUCCUCCUCGUCGGUGACUCCGGGGUCGGGAAAAGCUCGUUACUUUCGAGAUUCAUCGACCCGGACACAGAUUUAGAGGACAUAAGUACGACGAUUGGCGUUGAUUUUAAACUGAAGUACGUGAAGUUGAAACAGACGAACGAGACGGUGAAACUGACCGUGUGGGAUACGGCGGGACAAGAACGGUUUCGGACCUUGACGUCGAGUUAUUAUCGAGGCGCGCAAGGCAUCGUAUUCGUGUACGAUAUUUCGUCAAAGGAGAGCUUUGAGAGCGUGGAAAACGUCUGGCAGAAAGAGGUGGACAUGUACUCGACGAUUCCAGAUGCGAUUAAAAUCGUCGUCGGGAACAAAGUAGAUAAGGAAAACGAGCGGAAAGUGAAGAAAGAAGACGCGAUCGCGUUCGCGCGGCGCAACGGGUGUUUGUUUUUAGAGUGUUCGGCAAAGACGAGAGUGAGCGUGAAGGAGAUAUUCGAUGAGCUGUUACAAGCGAUCGUGGAGACGCCGAGUUUGUUGAAAGACGGACCGAGCGGGAAUAGUAAAGGAGCUAGAGGAGGAGUUGGUGUGAAUUUAAGUGAAGCGAGAGGGGAUGGGAACAUUGUGACCAGGAAUUGUUGCUCUUAG
Bathycoccus prasinos is the source of this 678-nucleotide messenger RNA. RefSeq lists its product with no specific name. Bases 1 to 678 code for a protein of 225 amino acids. The transcript has a single exon. NCBI's taxonomy places the organism in Eukaryota, Viridiplantae, Chlorophyta, Mamiellophyceae, Mamiellales, Bathycoccaceae. Gene Ontology annotation, molecular function: GTPase activity; GTP binding. The record is from RefSeq and is a predicted model, not a curated record.